GAUUCCUGGGAGAGCAGAGCAACAAGCGCAGCAAUACCGCAAGGCUAUGACAUGACUAUGAGGAAUUUAGACUCGUCACUAGGAAUGAUCAAUUUGUUUGUUUUUUGACACUGGCAUUCACUGUAAUAUAUUUCAAAAAAUAAAAUGUGAAGGUUUGGACUGGAGUUUACAAACUAUAACCGGGUCGGUGGCAGCUCCGCAUGACGUCAGAGGCGCUGGUGUGCUGGACAGUUCUCAGAAUAUAAUUCUUGGAAUUGGCGAAUUUUAAAAGCCAAACCCACAGACUUUCCUUCACACGCUUAGAACCCAUUCUAGUGGCAACACUCAUCGCACUGCUGCUCUGUAUUCUAUUUGUCUAAAUUAUACAUUUAUUAUAUUGCUUUUGAAUUAGUUAAUUACAGACCGUCUAUUAACAUAUGGGAUAUUCGGACACAACUUCUCUAUUCACUGAACAGAUGCGUGGGACAUUCAGAACAAAAUAAACACAUUCCUUUGUUUCGACCGGCUUUAUUUUCGUAAAACCGCUAUGGAAUUAGACUAGUAUGGGAUAUUGAAGACUCACCAUCAUGAUUCUUUGUGUUCAGAGCCCUAGACCACUGCUGUCUGGUACACCCACAGAGGGCCACCUAGGAAUGAGGACAGGGAGCGUCUCCUCCCCUCACUGCAUUCACAGCACCUCUCCGCAGUGGGACCCCACUAAAGACCUGCGCACCAUCGCCAACAACACAUUCUACCUUGAUACCUCAGGCUGGUACUGGGGAGCCAUCACAGCAGGUCAGGCCCAUGAAGCUCUGCAGGCAGCGUCAGAAGGGGCCUUUCUGAUUCGAGACAGCAGCCAUCCCCUGUACAUGCUGACCCUGUCUGUUAGGACUGCCCGUGGCCCCACCAGUAUACGCAUCCAGUACAGUGGAGCCCGGUUUCUGCUAGACUCCAGCUCGCCAGCCCGGCCCAGCCUUCUGUCCUUCCCUGACGUGCCGAGCAUGGUGCAGUACUAUGUGGGACCAGGGAGGAAGGUGCAGCAGGGGAAGGUGGAGGAAACUCAUGGUGGCAAGCCUGCCCAGAGGACAGUUCAGGAGAGCACAGUACUGCUGAAGCUCAAGCGGGCCCUGCACAAGCCCCAGGCCUUCCCCUCCCUACAGCACCUUGCACGCCUCACCAUCAACUGCAGCACAGACUGUCCUGACCAACUGCCUCUGCCACGCCCACUGGUGCGCUUCCUGCAGGACUACCCGUUCCAGGUAUGAGGGUCCUGUGAUCUGCACCCCUGUGGAGGGCAGAGCUGAAUUAAACGAAACCGUUCAACUAAAUCUCGAGGAGCGCUGUCAGAAAUUGGUCCCUGUCAGCUGGAAACCUCAUCACUGCACUGGUCAGUAAUAAUGCCACAUCGGACACAUGGUUGGUCAUGAGACCAUGUCUGGGAAAGAACCUUUCAGAAAAUGGUGUCUCGUUAUUUCUCAGAGGGGGAAGUGGAGUUCUGCGAACCCCGCCGCAUGAGGUUCACUGGAAAACAAAACGUGGUGCGAACUGUAGUGUAGCCCCGUGCUAUGAGGGAUAUGCUCCCCACCCUCUUGCUGUGGCAGUGAAUUGUUUUCCAGUGAGAUGCAUUUUCAAUGUUUUAUUUUGGUCAUUUUUUACCCCCCCCCGACUCUGUACAUAUCCCUUUUUCUAUAAAAAAUAAUCUUCAACAUGA
Messenger RNA from Oncorhynchus gorbuscha (pink salmon), 1690 nucleotides. Its product is annotated as cytokine-inducible SH2-containing protein-like. Gene Ontology annotation, biological process: phosphatidylinositol phosphate biosynthetic process; intracellular signal transduction. The transcript has 3 exons. NCBI's taxonomy places the organism in Eukaryota, Metazoa, Chordata, Actinopteri, Salmoniformes, Salmonidae. Gene Ontology annotation, cellular component: phosphatidylinositol 3-kinase complex. Bases 567 to 1244 code for a protein of 225 amino acids. Gene Ontology annotation, molecular function: 1-phosphatidylinositol-3-kinase regulator activity. The record is from RefSeq and is a predicted model, not a curated record.